This is a messenger RNA of Phycodurus eques (leafy seadragon), 4510 nucleotides long. RefSeq names its product oocyte zinc finger protein XlCOF6. The transcript is spliced from 3 exons. Gene Ontology annotation, cellular component: nucleus. NCBI's taxonomy places the organism in Eukaryota, Metazoa, Chordata, Actinopteri, Syngnathiformes, Syngnathidae. The record is from RefSeq and is a predicted model, not a curated record. Bases 299 to 2125 code for a protein of 608 amino acids.
AAGCAGGUCAGUAAACGGGGGGCGAGCUGGGGUGGUACUUCUUAAUAUUAUUAAAACAGCAGCUUUAAAGACAGUUACAUAAUAUUAACAUACGCAUAGCGGCCGAACCCAGGAUAUGUGACGGCACGACGGUGGUUCACUCAGUCUCGCGACCGCAGGCAGGUUGAUGCGGUUAGCCACGAUGCUAACGCCAUCACGCUAGCCUUGGGCGGCUCAAUCACAGCGUUGUUGUUGUCGCCAGUGUAGCUUCACUAUCGUCGCCGUUAUUGUUCGCGCAUAUUCCUCGGAGGAGAACAAGAUGAAGGUGGAGUUUGUGGAGUCGCUGAAUCGGGCGACGGUGGACGACGUCGUGGUCAUGUUCAAAAGUGAGGAUGAAGCGGGGUCACGUGAUGGCACGGAGGACGGUUGCACGGACGGGCAGAUGCUCGACAUCCGAAUCAAGGAGGAGCCGCGCUUCCCGCAGAUCAGCGAGGUCCGUUGUGGCGUCCCGUUAAGCUAUUUGGAAGAGACGCCAGAUGGUGACCGUCCUUUCAAACAGGAGUCCGACUUGGACCUCCAGGCGGGAUGCGAGUACGAGGUGGCUGUCAAACUGGAGGACGUCAUCAAAGAAGAAGAAGAAGCAGACGACGACGACAGACAGGACGAGGACUCACAAGAUGGAGACCAGGUGGAGGAUGACGGAGAGGAGGACGGCACAGGCACCAAUCAAAAGUGGGCAGGAUUGGGGCCGGAUCAAGAAGAAGAGUUGUUGUCCGAGUUCUUCCCCUGUCCUCACUGUGAUGUCUCCUUCACAAACCUGGACUUCCUGGAGAAGCAUGUCAAGUGGGUCCACCAGAAGGAGUACCUCGCCGAGCUCAAGAAAUGUCUCUCUGACCGUGACCAAAGCCUCAUCCCGGAGCACACCUGCACCACCUGCGGUAGCACCUUCAGUUCUAAAGUCUACCUGCGGGUCCACGUCAAAGAAGCCCACCCUUCCGCCCCACCUCGCCGGCUCCACCCUUGCCCGACAUGUGCGCGUAGCUUCCAGUACUUGAAGAACCUAAAGAACCACUGUCAGCGCUGGCACGACAUGUCGGUGGUCAUCAGAGGUGGGCAUCUGUGCUGCAUGCAUUGCGGGAAGAGCUUCAAGGCCACCUGGGGACAGGGGCCCCACCUGUGCAAUGCGCCGAACACCGAAUGCGAGGAGAAGCCAAUUUGUCUGGAUGUGGGUGUUGAGUGUAGCGUGUGUGGCAAGAAGUUGCGCACGCCCCAGAGUCUAGAGGACCAUAUGCGCACCCACACAGGCGACCGGCCGUUCGUGUGCAAGGACUGCGGCCGGCGGUUUGUGGAGCGAAGCAGCUGGCGCCAACAUGCCCUGAUCCAUACGGGCGAGAAGCCGCACAAGUGUCAAGUGUGCGGGAAGGCCUUCCAGAGGGGACACCAGCUCAAAUGCCACCUCACCACACACUCGGCCAAGAAAGAGUUCUCCUGCAGCCAAUGCGGGAAGGAGUUUGGACUCAAAGCGAGCUUGAAUCUCCACCUGAGGACGCACUCCAACGAGAAGCCUUUUCACUGCGUGGUUUGCGCCAAGAGAUUCAACACCCGCAAGAACCUGCGCGUGCACAGCAAGCUGCACAACGGCGACAAGACGCAUCAGUGCAGCGACUGCGGCCUGAAGAUCAGCGACUUGGGCGCACUCAAGAUCCACCUGCGCACUCACACUGGCGAGAGGCCCUACCACUGCACCGUCUGCGGCAACAAGUUCAUCCGUCUGGCGCACCUGCGCAACCACCAGCGCACGCACACCGGCGAGCGGCCCUACAAGUGCGACCAGUGCGACAAGAGCUUUACGCAGUCAGGGGACCUGGUGAAGCACAAGCGGACGCACUCCGGGGAGAAGCCCUUCGAGUGCCCCGAAUGUCACCGCCGCUACACGUCAUCCGGUGACCUGGGCAAGCACCGCCGCACUCACACCAACCUGCGGCCGUACAUUUGUCAGGAAUGCGGCAAGAGCUUCCGCCUGUCGGGUCAUUUGAAGACGCACAUGCUCACGCACACCGGUGAGAAACCGUUCUCCUGCCCCAACUGUCUGCGCAGAUUCGCCCGCUCCCACCAUCUCUCCGGACACGUGGCUAAGUGUCGCUAACUUGAAAAAUGUGUACUUAUCAAAAUCUUUCAAUGUGAAAACUACAGUGGAACCUCUGAACUGGGGUACAGUAGUCGGGACCGAGCAUUGCUGCGAAUAGCAUAAAAACCAUGAGUGUGGGUUGGGUGAUGCGGUUUUCAAUAAAAUUCCAGAUCUUUUUAAUUUCUGGUUUUAAUUGAUUCCCCUGCCCCAUUCGAUAAAAAGAAAAAGCAAAUGAAUAAAGCAUUUGUCAAAACAAGCAGAAAGUGGCCCUUUAAACACAACACUUUAUACAUUUUAAAUUAAAAAAAAUGUAAAUGUUAAAGAACUUACCAUCACUGUAUUGACAAAAAUAUUCCCUUAGCGAUAGGUUUUUCUAGCAUCUAUUAUUCAGCCAUGGGAAGUUUUAUUUCAUGCUGUCCCCCUCCCACUCGUACAGUUACAGUGCAGUACUGUGAUAAGAUUGUUACAUUGUGUCAAUGUAAUGGCCACAACACGUGUUAACCCUAACCCAAUAAAAUGAUAUUCGAUUUAUUGUCCAGCCCUCCCGCAAGUAAUUGACACCCCCCUCCUACCCCCAAUUAUUUUAUUUGUGGUACCAUGGCUUGAGUUUAAUUUGUCCCGUUACCAAGCGCAUGACUCAAUUUACUUUCACCGUCAACUUACUUUCACCCCCGGUAAUUUGUUGUUCGGAAUUCACAAAUUCACUCUAUUCGAAGAUGUUUUAUUUAUUUAUUUAUUUUAUUUUUAUAAAUUUCACACACUGUAACAUCACACUCUGGCAAAAUCCAGAGCUGCUCGCUUACAGAUAUAUUGAGCAAGCCCUUCAGAGGCCCAACUAUUUAGAUGCAAGCUAUAUUAAAAUGUAAAUUUUCCAUAUUUCCCUUUUCACAUGAUCAGCUGUCACCUAACUCAGUCUUAUUAGAGCAGUACAUUAGCAUUGGUAGAGCACUUUAACAACCAAGUGCUGUACAUAAACCAUAAAAGACUAAUUUAAAAAACAAAUGAUUAGUGUAAUAAAAUGUAAAACUACUCACCCUUUGGAGAUGCUUGAUGACUGCAAAGUAUUUUGUGGAGUGUUAGGAACUGUCAUAUACGUACCUGUAAAAAGAUGAUAAGAAGCAUAACUCAAGGCAGCUGACUACAGUGUACAUUAGGUUCUUUUAUGACUGAUGUCAGUUUGGGCAGCUAUCAAAUAUUUUAGUACUCGAGCAAAGAUUUUCAAAGACGUGUAUCAAAAUGUAGCCACUUAACUCAUUCACUGCCAGCCUUCCCAGUAACAUGGAUAUUUGACUUUUAAAGCCGUCAAUGGCAGUGAACGUGUUAAAGAUCAGAUGGUAGUACACUGGCCAUAUCUCACACGGUGCCUGAGCAAAACUAAAAGCACCCUGUAUGAAGUAAUGUCAUGGUGACAGGCAUACUGUUGUCACCAUCGUAAAUAAACCAGCCACAAACUUGACCGUAGUCAUAAUUAAGAGAGUAGCCCUCCACAGGGCUAACAUUCUGUGUUAGUAAGGUACGUUAAUAUUAGUCUCACUGAUUUGCGCAACAUUUAAUUUACCAUGUUUUGGGUCCUUCACGGAUUAAUCCUGGGGCAAUGGGUGUCUUGUUGAAACGAUUAAACGUCACAGUGUUCGCCUUGAAAUGCUUCCACUCUUUUGCCAUUUUCUGUCAUUUUUUUCUCUUGCAUUUUCUUCUCUUCGUUGUCACCAUGUUCCUGCUUCGUCAACCAAAUAGCUCCGCUUCCAUCUCCUAGUUCCUAAGUGACGUAGCGCGUUGUGUCACAUUAAUGCCCGUGGGUCCCUUGAGCUUCACAAUAUUUUUUUUUAUUUAUACUCAAGGUACUUGAAAUACCCAAUUACUCGUUGCUGCCCUAAUGUCGAGUUAUUGUGGCUUUUCACCGUGUUGUACUGAGCAGCCAGGACAGAAAGAGGCGUAUGCACCACUGUUUGGCAUUUUUCCAUUUUCAGUUCUAUGGUUAGAGUCACACUUUUUGUCCUCAUUUCAUUUGUGGCUGCACUCGCACAAAAUUUUGAAGUAAGCCAAAGAACAAGGAAAACACUUGUGGAAUUGAAUCGGUUAGAUGCUUACUAAGCUGAAGUCAACCUGCCAGGUUUUUGGUGGAAUCUUUACCACUUGGAGGCCAGACAUAAAUCACCCACAAGGGAAAUUUUACAAAUUUGACUCGAGGUUCCACUGUAUUUUAAAAAAACGCUACAUGGAAAUUGAUGCUCUUAUUUUUAUUUUUUUUUAUUUUUUUUAAUAAUUUGGUAGGUCUACAGUACUCUAAACUAUUUAUUUCACUAUUUUUUAAAUUACAAUUAUAGUACAAAGUGAUGUGGUAUACAAUGUGAUGUACAUGUUUGAUUCGUCUCUACUAACUCGUGCUGUUCUACUUGUAAUAAA